AUGACCAACCCCGACGCCGUCAGAGACAAAUUCUACGAGGAUCUGCACGCACUCUUGGCGACUGUGUCGAAGGCGGACAAGUUAAUUGUCCUUGGUGACUUCACCGCCCGCGUCGGCACAGACCAUACUGCCUGGAGGGGAGUGCUGGGUCCCCACGGUCUCCGCGGCUCAAACGACAACGGCCUGCUGCUGCUCCGCACCUGCGCAGAACACGGCCUCCUCCUGACGGACACCUCCUUCUGUCUCCCGGAGCGAGAGAAGGCCACCUGGAGGCAUCCUCGGUCGCGUCGGUGGCACCUGCUGGACUAUGUCCACGUCCGGAGGCGAGAUCAGCGGGACGUGCUUGUGACGAAGGCGAUCGCGGGUGCAGACGGGUGGGUCGAUCACCGCCUCGUCAUAUCGAAGAUGCGAAUUCGUCUACAGCCUCGCAGGAGACCACAAGGUAAGCGACCCCCAGGUAAGCUGAAUGUUGCUUUGUUGUCUUUGCCUGUUCACCGUCUCCAUUUCAGCAAUGAGCUAGCUCAACGGCUAGACAACAUUCCAAUCGCUGCCGACGCCGCCACUGCCUAG
Molecule: messenger RNA, 570 nt
Organism: Spirometra erinaceieuropaei
Lineage: Eukaryota; Metazoa; Platyhelminthes; Cestoda; Diphyllobothriidea; Diphyllobothriidae
Source: the annotation of a GenBank genome assembly